CUUCGGAAGAACAGCCGCUCUAUCACCUGUCAUUGCAUUGUUCAUUUACACAAUUCUUGUUUACAAAGAAUUUUCAAAAUUUAAGCGUUCAAAACAAUACGUAUCAAGAUAAAAUAUUUAACGCACUGUUUUGACAAAAAUUUAUGCCUAAUUUCACUGUUUUCUUUUUGAGUUAUACACAAUCAUGCAAAGGAGCUCUUUGGUAGUUUUGUUAACAAUCGUUCAUGUGUUGAUAACAUUAGGAAUCGGGGAAAUCACAAGCAAUGGAAACGCUCAUCCUCGGAGCUUACACGCUCGCGCGGUGGACAGCUAUGUUCGAAAUUGCACCAACGGCACGUGUCGAUACGUGCUCUUGGUCUCUUAUACCAAGGAUAACGUCACAUCGGAGAGCGCCACCCCUGGGCUGGCAGAAAUAAAGACAAGUCUCAGUGAGCUACAGAAGGCUCUAACGACGGAUAUGACGUACGUAUCCACGGUUACGCACGCGCUGACGUCCGGAAUCACGGCGCUGGCGACACAGAUGCAAGUCCUCACAAACGUUACACGUGACAUAUCAGCUCGUUAUAAUCAGCUGGCCUUCCGGAUGUCGGCCCUGGAAGAGGCGGCCAACACCAGCACGCUCCUGGGACUGGAAACCCCCGUUGUCGUGCGACCUGACGUCACUGACGCUCACAAAGCAUUCGGCAUGGACUGCGCGGCCUGGUACAGAGCGAGUGCCAAUCACAGCGGUGUGUAUGGUCUUCAGCCGGAUCCAAGCAACCACAGCCACCGGUUUGAUGCGUUCUGUGACAUGCGCAAUGGCGGUGGCUGGACUGUCAUACAGAGAAGAGAAGACGGGUCCGAAGACUUCUAUCGGAGCUGGAAAUCCUAUAAGACCGGCUUCGGGAGCCUCCGUCACGACUUCUGGCUGGGGCUAGACAAGAUACACGCCCUUACAGAGGCCGGAAACACCGUGAUGCGCAUCGAACUUACUGACUGGGAUGACGAGACGAGAUUUUCCGAGUUCUCGUACGUUCGCGUUGCAGACGAGAACGACGAGUAUCGAAUACUGGCGGGAAAAUACACCGGAAACGGCGGAGACCCUUUUCACACUCCUCGAUUCUCUGAUCGUAUGCAGAGCAUGCGAUUUUCCACCUACGACCGAGACAAUGACCUUGACCCGGCCGGAAACUGCGCGGUGACCUUCACUUCCGGUUGGUGGUUUAACAGCUGUUUCCUAGGCAACCUGAACGGGGUGUGGUACGGUAACAGCUCGUACACGUCGCUCACGAGCAAUGGGAUCAUCUGGGAUCUGUGGACGGAGCACGCGCGGGGAUACUCACUGAAGAAGGUGGAAAUCAAGCUAAGACCGGAAGUGAUGGAUGCGUAGCGUUUGACAUGAUAAUGUACACAUACAUACAUAAUUUACGUAAAACAGUCGGCUACCGCUUUGCAUUAAGGGUGUUGAAAUCAUAAUACAUAUACUUAUAUUUG
Dreissena polymorpha is the source of this 1473-nucleotide messenger RNA. RefSeq names its product fibrinogen-like protein 1. Lineage: Eukaryota; Metazoa; Mollusca; Bivalvia; Myida; Dreissenidae. The transcript has 6 exons. The record is from RefSeq and is a predicted model, not a curated record. Bases 185 to 1369 code for a protein of 394 amino acids.